Molecule: messenger RNA, 1442 nt
Organism: Phaeodactylum tricornutum CCAP 1055/1
Lineage: Eukaryota; Bacillariophyta; Bacillariophyceae; Surirellales; Neidiaceae
Exons: 1
Coding region: 37-1395 (452 amino acids)
Biological process (GO): amino acid transmembrane transport
Molecular function (GO): amino acid transmembrane transporter activity
Source: RefSeq, a predicted model, not a curated record
CUUCAUACGAGGUAGUAUCGUUGGAAGCCCCUAGUGAUGGAACAGAAUUCAAUGCAUUCCGAAGUGAGUCCGCUUCUGUUCCGUCAAGAAAGCUCCACACUUGCGGAAAAGCGCCAUGGAAACGCGACGGAAAUAGAGACCGUUCUUAAUUUGAUGAAAACAUGUAUGGGAACUGGUUGUCUCGGUCUCGCCUUUGCUUGUCAGCAAGGGGGCAUUUUUUUGUAUUCAAUAGGUCUCCUAGUCAUUGGAGCUUGGAAUACCUAUGCGGUACAAAGACUAUGUGCCUGUCUGGAUUACAUCCCGGGAGAUUCCUUUUCUCUUUCAGGAAGUUGUCCCGAAGGUGUCGUAGAGGAUACACCACCGAUCCGGUCGAGAAACCCUCGACCAAAAGCACCGACACCACCGCCCUCUGGUACUUCUACACUGAGCGUCGUCGCAUGGCAUGCAUUUGGUCCAAUCGGCUUAGAAGUAUUGGACGCAAUGAUGAUCAUCUUACUUUUUGGUAUCAUUACUGCCUACGUCGCCGCCGUCAUAACAUUUUUAUCCGACACGCCAUUUUCGCUGGGACGCUGGAUGGACGCCACAAUCUCCGCAAUAUUAUUCGCUAUUAUUGCCAUGGUUCCUGAUAUGGGCCAUCUUUCCAACAAUUCCGCGAUUGGACUCUCGAUCCUCGCCUUUACCUUUCUUGUGAUUGCCGGAUACGGUGACAUGUCACAUGAUCACCAAGCGGUAUCUCACUUGCAUGGUUGGCCGCAGUCGUUGGCCGGCGCAUCGCAAUUUUUUGGAAUUUGCGUUUAUGGAUACGGCAUUGUACCGUUGACGUACAACUUUCGGUCCUCCAUGGCCCAACCCGAACGUAUGGUGCCGGCAACGAUGCUGGCGGUCCUACUCGUUGCGUCGGCUUACAUUUUUGUUGGGAUUGGUCUGUAUAUCUUGUAUCCUGAUUUGGAAGGGGAACUUUUACACGAACUGCCCCACUACGGUUUUCUUCCCGUACUGACGCGACUCGCCAUGGUAGUUGUUGUUUUCAUGACGGUUCCACUGCUGGUGGUACCGUGUGGGGAAUUGCUCGAAGGCAAGUUUCAAACGGACCGUCGCGGCCUUGUGCGGUUUUGUGUUUGUGGCAUUAGUGCCUUAUUGGCUACGUCUUUGCCAAGUUUUGUGCAAGUCUUGUCCUUGGUUGGCUGUGCCUGUGUUGGUAUGGUGGGUUUUGUACUACCGCCACUGUUGCAUAGUCGUCUUUUGUGGCUGUACCAAAGACGUCUUGGUCAAAAUCUUUGUUUCGGUGGCCACCAUUGUAGGUUUCUUGUUGUGGACGCGCUUUUGUUGACUUGGGGCGUGAUAGCAACCGUCAUCAGCACUGUCUAUACGCUACGAGAAGUCAACGCGGUAUAGAAUCAUGUCUACGGUACACUACUUUAUGCGCAAUUUUAUACAAAGUC